AUGAAAGAAGGAGAUGUGGAUAAAAGGGGCUUGAAUACAAAUCCCAAGAAAAUUAACAAUGAAAAUGUAGUAGAGCAUGUCGAAUCAUUUCAUCCUACGAUAUCGCAUUAUAGACGUGAGCAUGCUCCCAAUGUAAGGUACUUGUCUUCAGAUAUUACAGUGCGAGCAAUGUAUAGUAAUUAUUGUGAGACCCACUGCACUGACCAGGAGAAACCGAUCUCAUACGAGUACUACCGUAAGAUCGUCAAAGAUCGCAAUAUAUCUUUUGCUAAAUUAAGUCACGAGGAAUGUGAAUUAUGUCAAAAAUUCUUGAUUCAUAAUACGUCACCGAAAUUGUGA
Messenger RNA from Parnassius apollo (apollo), 339 nucleotides. The record is from the annotation of a GenBank genome assembly. NCBI's taxonomy places the organism in Eukaryota, Metazoa, Arthropoda, Insecta, Lepidoptera, Papilionidae.